AUGGCACCUUCGGCUAUCACUCCGACCACUGAGGACUAUGUAUCUCUGUCGUUGAAAGCAAACUACACCCCCUGUCUCGAAGAAAGCCACAAUGGAAAGGCUCUAUCCAAAGCCAUGAUUGGCCGUGCCCUGCAGCAGCGUGUGCAGAGCAUUGAUGAAGACACUUGCGAACCCGGUGAAGAGGACGCCUUCUUCGUCGCCGACAUGGGCGACAUCUACCGCCAGCAUCUGCGCUGGAAGAAGCACCUCAACCGUGUCAAGCCCCACUAUGCCGUCAAGUGCAACCCCGACCCCCAGGUCCUGCGUCUGCUCGCUGCCAUGGGCACUGGCUUCGACUGCGCUUCCAAGGCUGAGAUCGACAUGGUCCUCCGCCUCGGUGUUGACCCCUCUCGCAUCAUCUAUGCUCAGCCUUGCAAGACCAAGUCUUACGUUCGCUACGCCUCCAAGCAGGGCGUCCGCCAGAUGACUUUUGACAACUUGGACGAGCUAUACAAGAUCAAGGAGCUCUUCCCUGACGCCGAGCUUUACCUCCGUAUCCUCACUGAUGACUCAGCCAGUCUCUGCCGCCUGAGUCUCAAGUUCGGUGCCUCGCUCGAUGACACGGGUGAUCUCUUGGCUCUCGCUAGAAAGCUCGAUCUCAACGUUGUUGGUGUUGCUUUCCACGUCGGAUCGGGCGCCUCUGACCCUGCAGCCUUCUUGAAGGCUGUCCGCGAUGCUCGCUUUGUCUUUGACCAGGCAGCUGCUCUCGGUUAUGAGCUCAAGACACUCGAUGUAGGUGGUGGCUUCGUCAGCGAGACCUUUGACGACAUGGCUGCUGUACUCUCGGUCGCCCUGGACGAAUAUUUCCCCCCCAGCGUCCGCGUCAUCGGAGAGCCAGGCCGCUACUACGUCUCCUCGGCCUUCACUAUCGCCUGCAACGUCAUCGCACGCCGCUCAGUCGAAGACAAGGUUCUGGGCGUCAACAGCUACAUGCUCUACCUCAACGAUGGUGUUUACGGCAACUUCAGCUCCAUCAUGUUCGAUCACCAGCACCCCAUCCCCCGUGUCCUCAAGGCCGCAAACUCGCCCGCCUCUACCUACGACGCCGUAGCACCUUACGACGCAGGCAACAAUUUGCCUUUGGAAUACUCCAUCUGGGGUCCUACCUGCGACGGCAUCGACUGUAUCUCUGAGAGCUGGACCUGUACCCAGACUCUUGACGUCGGCGAUUGGCUAUACUUUGAAGACAUGGGCGCGUACACCAAGUGCAGUGCCACCAAGUUCAAUGGCUUCAGUGACAGCCACGCUACUGUCUACAUUUCCAGCGAGCCUGGCGCUUCUGCCCUUUUGGGAUACUAG
This is a messenger RNA of Aureobasidium subglaciale EXF-2481, 1338 nucleotides long. RefSeq lists its product as uncharacterized. The coding region runs from base 1 to 1338 and encodes 445 amino acids. Gene Ontology annotation, molecular function: ornithine decarboxylase activity. The record is from RefSeq and is a predicted model, not a curated record. NCBI's taxonomy places the organism in Eukaryota, Fungi, Ascomycota, Dothideomycetes, Dothideales, Saccotheciaceae. Gene Ontology annotation, cellular component: cytoplasm. The transcript has a single exon.